This is a messenger RNA of Chaetomium fimeti, 442 nucleotides long. RefSeq lists its product as uncharacterized. The transcript has 2 exons. Bases 160 to 387 code for a protein of 75 amino acids. The record is from RefSeq and is a predicted model, not a curated record. Lineage: Eukaryota; Fungi; Ascomycota; Sordariomycetes; Sordariales; Chaetomiaceae.
CCAGCACCUCGACGAGCUGCGGCCGCCGACCCGCCAGAACUCGCUCUACACGCCCGUGUCGCCGAGCCCGGCGAGCUCCCCGACGCGCCGCUCCCUCUCGCCCGACACGGCCGUGAUCUAGACCCGGAUCCUUCCUCGCCGGUGUCGGGCCGAACCAAAAUGGCUCAUCGGCCGAAGUGGAGGGCGAGGUCAACCCGGCUUGCGCUUCGCCGGUGGGCACCCUCCUUCCAAGGUUACCUUACCUACGCUUUUGUUUCGUUUUUUUUGUCGGUGGGCCUCCUUCGGGUCGGUUCGGACCCAUGGAAGAAGGGAAGAAGACUGGUCCGUCUUCACAUUCUCUUUUUCUGUUUUCGCUUCUCCUGGAUAUCAUAUUACGGGUCUUUGUAAUUAGCCCUUGGAACUUGUGGCAUUUGGUUUGGAGUUUUGGAGGUUUCUGUCAUGU